This is a messenger RNA of Mytilinidion resinicola, 1432 nucleotides long. RefSeq lists its product as uncharacterized. The record is from RefSeq and is a predicted model, not a curated record. Bases 10 to 1053 code for a protein of 347 amino acids. The transcript has 4 exons. Lineage: Eukaryota; Fungi; Ascomycota; Dothideomycetes; Mytilinidiales; Mytilinidiaceae.
GCUCCAAACAUGCACUUUGAUCCCGCCUUGGAGAACUCGCCUCCGCCAUACAUGAUCUAUGAUCAUCUAACAGCACCUAUCCAUGCCAUGUCUUUUGGUGCCGUCAAGACGAUAGCCAUUACAUCUGCCGCAAUCUUCUCAGACAAACUCGCCAACGCUUGUCAGAAGUACUUGAACCAAGUCCUUGGUCCACGUCCAAUCGUGGAAAUGGAGUCCGAAGAAAAUGAAGGUGAUGCACUCACACCCGAGUCCAUGAAUGUUCGAGUCGUCAGACAACUAUCAGCAACUGCAAUAUAUCUUUUUGGCGCUUUCUCUGGGAUGGAAGCUUACAUAUAUGGCGUUGAUGCAGCACCAUACAUGGAUCGUGUGCUACGUUGGAGAUUGUCGAACACAGUCGUCAAUAGAAUGGCCGUCCCCGAACCAUUCAGACCAACUCCGCUUCAAUACAGCUCACCAGAACACCCACUCUACAUCGAUUUCAUCAACUGGCCCUCGAUACGUGACCAGCUUAUCAUACAUGGCCACGCGAUUGAUCAUGAUGAAGUCAUCAAGGAUAUCGUUCUGAACACUGUUGUUGAGAUUGAACACCGCAAGAUUGCCAUCAACAUAUACGAUAUUUUCCACAACCGCAUUCUCUCUACCAGCAGCCGGACGUCUGGUUCGCGGUCAAAGUCUGCCAUCGUUUCCCCCGACUGGAAGUUUGUAGAGGUUCCCCAAGUGGACAGCUCUUUCGAGACCACUACCGAUCCAGUAGAAGACGCCUUGGUUCAAGAACUAUCCUGGCGUAUGCAAUUCGGAUUAAACGGAUCGUCGCAAACUCCCGACGGAAUUGAUAGAUUUGCCGGACCAUCAGAUCCAGACGGCCCCUUCGAGCCAUUCCCGUGGACGAACCCGAACUUCCGCAAGAAUGAAAUAGCAACGUAUUUUGGGAUUGAUCGACUAAACCAUUGGAAGCUGAGCCCAGCCUUCGCGCGGAAGUAUCCAGUCUUUGACUGUACUGCUGUUGUCUCUCAAUACGAAAUGAUUUCUUGUGCAGCCGCAACAGUAUUCUAGCCUAUCUGCACCUCAAUGCACAAAAGCCAAUCUUUCUUACUAGCGUUUAGCGACUAACAGAUUUCUCAUUUUUAUUGUAGCAGAUUUCUUAGCAUAGUCUCUCGUAAUCCUUUAAUGAUACCAUCUCAUGAGUUCAUAUCGGGGGUGUAAAUUGGCGUGGGGUUCUUGCGGUUUGGGUUAGAAGCUCCGACGUACAUUCAACAUACGUCUAGAUACGUAAGAUCAACACAAGCCUUCUCCCAUGUACUUUUUAGACUCCAGGAUGAACCUGGGGGCCAUUCGCCUCAUCUCCAUUGCUUCGUCGGAGUACUCAUCGGCCAUCUCUCUAAUCUCCAGGCUUCUCAAAGCCCACUCAGCCCCCUCUUUCCACCGCCCAGAU